AGAAGGCAGCACUGUGAAUUUAACACAGGUAUCUUCGGGCUUUUAUUGUAACUGCGUCAAAGAAGAGUGCCCAUCGACAGCGCGUCGCCGCAUCAAGCAUGUCUGUCAGUGGCUCUGCCUUGAGCGUCUGACGCGCUCAAUGCGACUGCGGAUAUUAUACACUCUGUCGUGCGCCAUAGAGGAAUGAUUAUCCACAAUCGAGUGCGCGAUGUUUUGUGAUGGCCAGGAGGAGGAGGAGGACAGUGCUCUCUCAAUCUUGUGUUUAUGAGCAGUCAGCACAGUGACUCCCACACAUGCCAUAGAUGUCCUUCCCUUAGCUCACUGAGCUAACUUUAUUUCUCCUCAUCACCCCUGAUAUCCUUCCACUCUUCCCUCUCUCAUGCCUCUUGCUCUGUCUUCACUCUAUCUCUCUUCUCUUAUCUGUCCCUUGUCCAUCCCAUUUGACUUUCCCAUCCUCCCUUCCUCUGUCACUCCUGCUUUGUGUCGGAUGUCAUAAUGGUGUACUGUGGUCGAGUGCUGGACUCCCCCUGCACUCUGGCUCUGUUAGUGGGCUUCCAGUUCGCGUUUGUCCUCUACUUCUCCCUGGGAGGCUUUCGUGGCCUAGUGUCUGUUUUGGUUCAUUCCACCGAGCCUGAGAUCGACUACUCUCGACCGCAUGACGUCUACACCAACCUCACCUCUCUGCUGCUCCACCAUCCAGGACCCAGUGUACCAGAACAGCAGCUCAGAGACUGUAUACUGCCCUCUCCACUGCUGGUGGGUCCUGUUUCUGUCCACCUCUCCUCACCCCCCUCCCUGGAGAAGAUAAAAGAGAAGAACCCCUUGGUGACCUUAGGGGGUCAUUACCGUCCACCAGACUGUGAGCCACGGCACCAUACAGCCAUCGUGGUCCCCUACCGGAACCGCCAGACCCACCUCCGCGCCCUCCUCUACCAUCUGCACCCCUUUUUGCAGCGGCAGCAGGUCCACUAUGGCAUUUACAUUGUGCACCAGUCAGGGAACUCCACGUUUAACCGAGCGAAGUUGCUGAAUGUUGGAGUGCGGGAGGCGCUGAAAGAGGAGGACUGGAGCUGUAUUUUCCUGCAUGACGUUGACCUGCUGCCUGAGAAUGACCACAAUACCUACACCUGCCACCCCCAGUACCCUACACACCUCUCCAUAGCUAUGGACAAGUUCAGAUACAGGCUUCCAUACUCGCAGUACUUCGGAGGGGUGUCUGCUGUAACCCCGGAGCAGUACCUCAAAAUGAACGGCUUUCCUAACCAGUACUGGGGCUGGGGAGGAGAGGACGAUGACAUCGCAGCUCGCCACAGGAGGGACCAAGUCCGUCUCUCUGGGAUGAAGAUAAUGCGCCCCCCUUUGGCCAUUGGGCAUUAUAAGAUGAUCAAACAUAAAGGAGAUCAGGGUAAUGAGCAGAACCCGAGAAGGUGA
This is a messenger RNA of Sinocyclocheilus grahami, 1431 nucleotides long. Its product is annotated as beta-1,4-galactosyltransferase 3-like. Lineage: Eukaryota; Metazoa; Chordata; Actinopteri; Cypriniformes; Cyprinidae. Gene Ontology annotation, biological process: galactosylceramide biosynthetic process; carbohydrate metabolic process. The transcript is spliced from 8 exons. The record is from RefSeq and is a predicted model, not a curated record. Gene Ontology annotation, cellular component: Golgi apparatus. The coding region runs from base 496 to 1431 and encodes 311 amino acids. Gene Ontology annotation, molecular function: galactosyltransferase activity.